CGUGCGCUACCAUUCGGGCUUUUAGAUCGCGUCGUCUUUGAGCUUUUGCUCUUAAGUCUCGUCUCGCUGUCACGCUGUGCUUCGCUUUGAAUUCCACGGCGGAGUGGAAGGGUUUUAUUGAGGAAAUAGAAUCAUGGGAUGCUUUUCUUGCUGCGAGGAAGAUAUUCAUGGAGCAGCUGACAAUGGAGCUCCUUAUAAGUCGAGCCAUUCAGCAGGUAAUGAUGGGUUCUACCGUGCUUCAGAUCCUACCCCAAAAGGUGCACAAGUUGUAAAAGUUCAGCCCAUUGCUGUCCCUGCUGUUUCUGUAGAUGAACUGAAGGAAAUAACAGACAAUUUUGGGAACCAGGCAUUGAUUGGUGAGGGUUCAUAUGGUAGAGUAUAUUAUGGUGUCCUUAAAAAUGGUAGAGCAGCAGCCAUAAAAAAGUUAGACACCAGUAAGCAACCAGAUCAGGAAUUACUGGCACAGGUGUCUAUGGUUUCGAGGUUGAAACAUGACAAUUUUGUUGAGUUGCUUGGAUAUUGUGUUGAUGGAGGUCUUCGAGUCCUUGCUUAUGAGUUUGCAACAAUGGGCUCUCUUCAUGAUGUUCUUCACGGACGGAAAGGUGUUAAAGGCGCAGAGCCUGGUCCUGUUCUGUCAUGGGCGCAGCGAGUGAAGAUUGCUGUUGGUGCAGCUAAAGGUCUUGAAUAUUUGCAUGAGAAAGCACAACCACAUGUUAUUCACCGAGACAUCAAGUCGAGCAAUGUUCUACUAUUCGAUGAUGAUGUUGCGAAGAUUGCUGAUUUUGAUCUAUCAAAUCAAGCUCCUGAUGCAGCAGCACGUCUUCAUUCCACUCGAGUUCUUGGAACAUUUGGUUAUCAUGCUCCAGAGUAUGCAAUGACCGGACAGCUUAGUUCAAAGAGUGAUGUCUAUAGUUUUGGUGUGGUUCUUCUGGAACUCUUGACUGGUCGGAAGCCUGUGGAUCAUACAUUACCACGAGGGCAGCAAAGUCUUGUUACAUGGGCAACACCAAGAUUGAGCGAAGACAAGGUCAAGCAAUGUGUUGAUACAAGGCUAAAUGGAGAGUAUCCUCCAAAAGCUGUUGCUAAGCUGGCUGCUGUAGCUGCUUUGUGUGUUCAGUAUGAAGCUGAUUUUAGACCGAACAUGAGCAUCGUCGUUAAAGCUCUUCAACCGCUCUUGCACGCACGUUCAGGCCAUCCUGGUGAAACCGCAUGAUAUCGAUCUUAAAGCAUUUCUUCCACAAUUGCUUUUUAUUUUUUCGCCAAGUUUGCAGAAUACCGGUGUGUGAAGAUAUAUAUAUUUUUUCUUCCCUUUUUUUGAUCGUGCUGUAGAUUUCAUGCCUACUAAAUAGAAACGCUAAAAGAAUUUAAGCGUAUUGUAUUUGGGUUCCUUUAAUUCAUUAUAAAUAAGUUCUGUCGGUGCCGUAUUUUUUCU
This is a messenger RNA of Dioscorea cayenensis subsp. rotundata (Guinea yam), 1432 nucleotides long. Its product is annotated as pto-interacting protein 1-like. NCBI's taxonomy places the organism in Eukaryota, Viridiplantae, Streptophyta, Magnoliopsida, Dioscoreales, Dioscoreaceae. Bases 134 to 1213 code for a protein of 359 amino acids. Gene Ontology annotation, molecular function: protein kinase activity; ATP binding. Gene Ontology annotation, biological process: protein phosphorylation. The record is from RefSeq and is a predicted model, not a curated record. The transcript has 8 exons.